CAGAUGACCACUGACACGUCGUUGACAUUUAAUCACAAAAAAAAAUAAAAAUAAAAAUUAGUGUUGUUUUAAUUGAAAUUGUGUAUUUUUCGCUGAACUGGUCAACUCCUCCACAAUGACCACCAUAGAACAGCCGUGUUACACCCUCAUCAAUGUUCCUACAGACACGGAACCAUAUAAUGAAAUGCAACUUAAAAUGGAUUUAGAAAAAGGCGACGUCAAACAAAAAGUGGAAGCCCUUAAGAAAACAAUCCAUAUGAUACUUGCCGGAGAACGUCUACCACCAGGCCUCCUCAUGACGAUCAUUCGAUACGUGCUCCCUUUGCAGGAUCACACCGCCAAAAAACUUCUUCUUAUCUUCUGGGAAAUAGUCCCUAAAACUUCUCCUGAUGGCAAACUUCUCCAAGAAAUGAUCCUUGUUUGUGAUGCAUAUCGCAAAGACUUGCAACACCCCAAUGAGUUUUUAAGAGGAUCAACGUUGCGAUUUCUUUGUAAAUUAAAAGAGCCAGAACUUCUAGAACCUCUAAUGCCGUCAAUUAGGGCUUGUUUGGAGCACAGACACUCGUACGUUAGACGCAACGCUGUACUUGCAAUUUUUACAAUUUAUCGGAACUUUGAAUUUUUGAUACCUGAUGCACCUGAACUAAUUUCGAAUUACUUGGAUGGCGAACAGGACAUGUCUUGCAAGCGAAACGCGUUUUUGAUGUUAUUACACGCCGAUCAAGAAAGGGCGUUGUCAUAUCUAGCUAACUGUUUAGAUCAGGUUAACACUUUUGGAGAUAUUCUUCAGUUGGUUAUUGUUGAACUCAUUUAUAAAGUUUGCCACACUAACCCUUCAGAACGCUCAAGAUUUAUUCGCUGUAUUUAUAAUUUAUUGAAUUCUAGUAGCCCUGCAGUAAGAUAUGAAGCUGCUGGUACUUUGGUGACACUUUCAAGUGCCCCAACAGCUAUUAAAGCGGCUGCAAGCUGCUACAUUGAACUUAUAAUAAAAGAGAGCGACAAUAACGUUAAACUUAUUGUUUUGGACCGGCUGAUUGCUUUACGUGAACAUCCCGCUCAUGAAAGAGUCCUACAAGAUCUAGUGAUGGAUAUUUUGAGGGUUUUGACAAGCCCAGAUUUGGAAGUACGCAAGAAAACGCUGGCUUUAGCUAUGGACUUGGUGUCAUCGCGAAAUAUCGAAGAGAUGGUUCUAGUUUUAAAGAAAGAAGUGGCUAAAACUCACGAUGUUGAGCACGAGGAUACUGGAAAAUACAGACAAUUGUUAGUACGCACUUUACAUUCUUGUUGCAUCAAGUUUCCAGAUGUCGCUGCUACUGUUAUUCCUGUCUUGGUGGAGUUCUUAUCAGAUACGAAUGAAUUGGCGGCAGCAGAUGUUCUUAUUUUUGUUAGAGAGGCCAUACAGAAAUUUGAUCACUUGCAACCACUCAUAAUUGAAAAAUUGUUGGAAGCGUUUUCCAACAUAAAGUCAGUUAAGAUUCACAGAGCAGCGCUCUGGAUUUUGGGCGAAUAUGCAACCACAAUCUCGGAUGUACAGGCCGUUCUUAAAGAAAUUAAUUCAACGUUGGGGGAGGGGCCGUUAUUAGAAGCUGAACAACGUCUUGUGGCUGGAGAAACUGAUGACAGUACACAAAAUAAUCCUACACAACAACCGUCAAGCACUUUGGUUACUUCUGAUGGUACUUAUGCGACGCAGUCGGCUUUCAAUACAGUGCAAAAAAGUAAAAAAGAAAAGCGACCACCACUACGGCAGUAUUUAAUCGAUGGCGACUUCUUCAUUGGGGCAUCAAUCGCGUCGACUUUAACAAAACUCGCCCUACGAUAUGGAAAAUUGGUAAAACCCACUGAACAAAAUCGCUUUGAUGCAGAAGUUAUGUUAAUCAUGGCUGGAAUAAUUCACUUGGGAAAAUCCGGUAUCCCAACUAAAGCCAUCACCAACGACGACAAGGACCACAUCCUCUUCUGCCUCCGCGUCCUCUCCGACCGCUCUCCUUCCAUCAUAAAAAUCUUCAUGGACUUGUGCAGACUAGCCCUAAGCGACAUGCUAGUAGCGAAAGAACUCGAAGAAGCCCUCAACCAAAAAGCAAAAGAGAAAGCAGGAAACGUCAUCCAAGCCGACGACCCCAUCAACUUCAUGCAACUACAAGCCGACAAAUCGGGCGAACUCGGCGAAAACGUCUUCGAAACGUCCCUAUCCCAAGCCUUGGUGGGUGGCAGAACUGGCGGCACCGACACCAGCACCAGCGUGAACAAACUUAAUAAAGUCACCCAGUUGACUGGCUUUUCGGAUCCGGUGUACGCCGAAGCGUACGUCCACGUCAACCAAUACGAUAUAGUUUUGGACGUUUUGAUUGUUAAUCAGACGAACGACACUUUGCAGAAUUGCACUCUGGAGUUGGCCACGUUGGGUGACUUGAAGUUGGUGGAGAAGCCACAACCAGUGGUUUUAGCUCCGAAGGAUUUCUGCAACAUUAAGGCGAAUGUGAAGGUCGCAUCGACGGAAAACGGGAUCAUUUUCGGGAAUAUCGUGUACGACGUGACGGGGGCGGCGUCUGAUAGGAAUGUGGUGGUCUUGGAUGACAUCCACAUUGAUAUUAUGGAUUAUAUAGUGCCUGCGACUUGCAGCGACACGGAGUUCAGGCAGAUGUGGGCCGAGUUUGAGUGGGAGAAUAAGGUUUCGGUCAAUACUACGUUGACAGAUUUAUCUGACUAUUUGAAACAUUUAGUUAAAAGUACGAAUAUGAAGUGUCUGACUCCGGAGAAAGCUCUGUCGGGGCAGUGUGGCUUCAUGGCUGCCAAUAUGUACGCGAAGUCUAUAUUUGGAGAGGAUGCUCUUGCCAAUUUGAGUAUUGAGAAGCCUUUUAACAAGCCAGAGGCUCCGGUUACAGGACAUAUACGGAUCAGAGCAAAGAGUCAGGGAAUGGCACUCAGUUUGGGCGACAAAAUCAACAUGACCCAAAAAGGACAACAUAAUAAAGUAAUUGCUGCGUAAGUUUUAAUUAGUAUUCCUAACUUUGUAUAAUCAGAGGUUAUUAAAGAAAAUCUUCUAA
Molecule: messenger RNA, 3047 nt
Organism: Zophobas morio
Lineage: Eukaryota; Metazoa; Arthropoda; Insecta; Coleoptera; Tenebrionidae
Gene: betaCOP
Product: coatomer subunit beta
Exons: 7
Coding region: 116-2989 (957 amino acids)
Biological process (GO): endoplasmic reticulum to Golgi vesicle-mediated transport; intracellular protein transport; intra-Golgi vesicle-mediated transport
Cellular component (GO): COPI vesicle coat; cytoplasm
Molecular function (GO): structural molecule activity
Source: RefSeq, a predicted model, not a curated record